Molecule: messenger RNA, 1545 nt
Organism: Entrophospora sp. SA101
Lineage: Eukaryota; Fungi; Glomeromycota; Glomeromycetes; Entrophosporales; Entrophosporaceae
Source: the annotation of a GenBank genome assembly
AUGAGUGGUUUUCUUUCUGAGAUGAUCAAAUUACCGCUAUUCGAAAAUACUGGUAAUGGAACAUCUCUUAUGUGUCCUGGUAAUAAUACUACUAGCAGUUUAAAAACAUACGCAGACUUUUUUUCUCAAGUAGAGACGUUCAUCCCUAUCGCAGGUCUUCUUUUUACUAUAGUUAUUUAUGGUACAAAAUCUAUAUUUGGAAUUAUGAUAACCUGCUUUCUUGAUGAUAUUGUUAUUAUUACAUCUUCUUUUGGACCGAUUUUUUGGUGGUACACUUUUUCCAAACCAUUCUGGUUUUAUGGAAUAAUAAAUCAGCUCCAUGAUUCAAAUUACAACCAUAAUCCUAUCUAUUCAACAGUUCUUAAUGUUUUGUUCGGAAGUAUGACAAUUAUUCUGUUUUUGGGGGAAAUUAUCAGGCUUUAUUUUCACAAAUGUCGGAAUAAGCUCAAUGAAAAGUCAUUAUGGUUUCAAAUUCUUCCAGAGAAGUUUCGUCUUACCAAUAAAGAAUUAUUCAGUGCUUUAAAAGCACUUUAUAUUUGGAUUUUCAACACUAUUUUUGUCAUCAUUUUGACUCGUUCAAUUGCAUCAUUCUUUUCUGACAAUGGAGUAAUUGAAUGUAUUUAUAAACAUGGUGAAUAUGAGAAGGUUUUUGCAGAAAUCAAAGUUAAAAAUAUCAACGAGGUUGUAUAUUUUUAUAAAAAUGAUAUAAAAUACCGAAUUAGUUCUGCGAAAGAAUAUUUUUAUAUUUGUGAAGAAGAUGAUGAUGAAGGAAAAAAUGUAGACAAAAAAAAAAAUGGAGUUGAAGAAAAAAAUUAUGUCCUGAUUUUUCUUAGUGUCUUUUUUUAUUUUUUCUUUGUUAUCUAUGAAUUAUUUAAAAAAUUAUUUGAAAUAAUUAGUGAUAACCGAGUGCAUUUUUAUCAGCUUGAGUAUAAAUACGACGAGGAAAAACAGAUAGAGGAACUAAAGGAUAAAAUAUUCAAAAAGUAUUUUCUUAAAGUGAAAAAAUAUCUUUUUGGGCAAAGAGUCUUUGAAUGUGACCCAAUCCUAAAAGAAAUCAAGAAAAUUACCAAGGCGAAGACAAAAUGUUCUCAUUUUAUUUGCGAAAAACUCAAAAAGGAUAUGGAAAAAACCACGGGAACGGAAAUUCCGGGAGAAAAUAGAGUGAAACCAAAAAUAAAAAGGAUAAAAGUGGAAUGGACAGGAGCGGAAGAUAAGGUGCGGAUCAACAUACUUGAAACUGGUGCUCUUAAUUAUUUUAUUUACUCUCACCAUAAAGAUUCUAAAGAUAAGUGCGAAAACAAAAAGGAAAACGAGGAAAACGAGCAAAAAGAGGAAAAUGAGGAUAUAUGUGUUGACAUUAGUGAAGUUGCAUCAACUUCUACUUCACUUACAUCUGCACCUUCAUUGUCAAAUUUAACUUUAGAUUCUUUUUACGAAGUUCAAUCAAUUAAUUUGCCAAAACAAAAAAAGGCAUAUAAUUUACGAGGAGGAUGCAAAAGAAAAAAUGCUGUAUGGAAGUAUUUUAACCUAAAGGUCAAGAAGUAG